This is a messenger RNA of Syngnathus typhle (broad-nosed pipefish), 5729 nucleotides long. Its product is annotated as sperm-associated antigen 17-like. NCBI's taxonomy places the organism in Eukaryota, Metazoa, Chordata, Actinopteri, Syngnathiformes, Syngnathidae. The transcript is spliced from 37 exons. Gene Ontology annotation, biological process: epithelial cilium movement involved in extracellular fluid movement; axonemal central apparatus assembly. Bases 65 to 5515 code for a protein of 1816 amino acids. The record is from RefSeq and is a predicted model, not a curated record. Gene Ontology annotation, cellular component: axonemal central apparatus.
GUUUGUUGCACAUCGGAUUUCUUGUCCCGGCAGGCAGCCAGGCAAGGCAGCCAGCCAGGCAAUCAUGGCCCCCAAGGCUGCCAAGAAAGGCGCCGCAGCGAAGAAGACCGCGGCCGCCGUCGCAGCCGCCGCCGCGCAGGGCUCGGAAGUCCAGACUUGGGAGAGCGAGCUCGCCAAUGCACUUUUUCACGAGGACCACUGGCAAGCGUGCGUGUGCGUGCUGGUGGGCCGAGGUCCGCGCGACGAGGAGCUGAUCCGGACGCUGGCUCGGGCCGUGCGGCAACCGCAACGCAAGCUCUUCACUUCGCUGUCGUGGGAGGACACCGAGGCCAAGAUUCGCGAGUACGGGAACCCCAAAGCAAAGAAACGAGACGCUUUUCCUCAGUUCUACCAGGUGACGGAGCCCGCCAGGGAGCUGCUGGAGGCCCGAGAGGAGAUCCCCGCCCAGCUCAUGGCGCAAGUCGUUAAGUUCAUGCUGCUGCAGAUCAAGGAGAGCGACCAGCAGAGGCGAAAGGCCGAGCAAGCCAAAGCAGCUGCUCCUGUCGCCAAAGAAAAACCGGGACCCAAAGGCAAAGCGAAAAAGCCAAAGGACGAGCCGGCCCUCAAACCCAAAUCAAAACUCAAGCGCAGGGAUGAUGUGGAGCCGCCCAAGUUCAUAAACGACGAGCCGAGCGACGGGCCUCACCACUACGUGCUGCUGCUGGGCUUCCACCAGCCUCAGCUGGUGGGGACGCUGGACGGCGCCGGCGUGCACGUGGCCAACGUCAUCAGGCUGAGCGCCGCCGCCGCCGCCACCGUGCCCCCUGACCAAGUGGAUGAGGAAACGGCCGACGCAGCGGACGAAAUUGCCGCCCGAGAGGCCAGGGCGGCGCAGGCCAAGGUGCUGGACCGCUUCUGGGGAGCCCUGAGACACGUUUUGGACAACGGGGGACCCAACUCCAGACUCCACGACGUGGCUCAGCUGGAAUACGCUGUCCCGGAUUCGUUGAUGCCCUUUGACCCGCAGGACCCGGAGGCUGCGAUGGCGGCGGCGACCCAAAUGUUUGACGGCGUGUCCAAUCUCAUCUACGACUGUCUGGAGUGGCGCAGGCAGCACCGGCACUACCUGGACAGCGCCAACUUCAUCCGUGUGCCUUCGGUGGUUUGGGGCCAGGACGCGCCGCCGCCUGCCGAGACUACAGCUUCUGUGUCCCCCCAUUCCAAGAAGUCGGGGCGGCCGCCUGCCCCGAAAAAGCCGCCCUCAUCCCUUACCACCGACGUGGACAUGAAUCACUACGCGGGCCUGUUGGAGCAGGUCCCAGCCGAGGCCUGCUCGGUGGCGCUCAUCUUGCACUGCAUGCUGGAGCAGGUUUGCGCGUCCUUGGACUUCGGGAGCGCCGCCGUGCCGCCGCCGCCGCCGCCGGCCGGCCGGCCUUUGGGUCCCUCCCAUCAUCCCUGCACCUUUGCGUGCGUGCAGGUGGCUGUGUCGAGCGAGCAGGCGCCCGACGACGGCGAGCCUCAGACGGCUCUCGACUUGGACCGUCACGCGCUGGGCCGAAUGCUGCACAAGGUCCUGCCUCAGGUCCACGCAGAGGACGAGAGGAGAGACUUGCUGUGUAGUUUGUUGAGCGCGGUGGAGCGAGAAGAGGACAAGCAGAUGCUUAAGGAAGAGUUUGGCGCCGAGGAGACGCCCAGGAGGCGCCAGCAGCAGCAGCAGCAGCAGCAGCAGCAGCCUGUCAUCGUCCGCCACCACGACGAAAGGGCGCGCCGCUUCAUUGGCGUAACUGCCACUCCGAGUUUGGAUCCGGCCCAGGAGGAGGCGUCCGUGAUGAGGCGCUCGCCGGCGUGGCAGCUCAUCGACUCUGUGGCCCGGCGCCGUUGCGACGCCUCGUGUUGGAGGGUGGUCAAGCAACAGCUCCAGCGCCAGUGCACCGGAGAUGAGGUGUCGUGGCCCCAGGCGGAGCACUUCUUCCAGCGCAGCGUGCUGGAGAGCAUGCUGCUGAGCCAGGUGGAGGAGGACGGCGUCCUGGGAAAAGACUGCAGAGCUUUGGGAAUGGCGCAUCAGGCCAAGGAGCAGCCCGUCAUCCCCUGGGAUGACCCGCUGUCCUUUGCAAAGCACAAGUUUAGCAACCUGCGCAGGAAAUGUCCGCCGCCGCCCCUCAAACCUUUUUCCCUUUGCGCCGGCAGACGCGCUCACCCUCCCCUCCUUGUCUCUGCCGCCGCAGGCCCCACCUUUCUCCAGGAAGAGGAGGUGUUUCUUCUUCUUUCUUUCUUGCUUCUGUUUGUUCUUCUUGUCUUUUUUUUGAAUUGUGCCUGCCAAACGCAGCAGAUCAGCGAGCGGGAAAGCGCCGAGCGGGAAAGCGCCGAGCGGGAAAGCGCCGAGCGGGAAAGCGCCGAGCGGGAAAGCGCCGAGCGGGAAAGCGCCGAGCGGGAAAGCGCCGAGCGGGAAAGCGCCGAGCGGGAAAGCGCCGAGCGGGAAAGCGCCGAGCGGGAAAGCGCCGAGCGGGAAAGCGCCAAGCGGCUCGACCUGCGCGACAUUCAGAGCUGCCGGCGGAGGUGCCUCCGGGACUGGGACUACGUGGAACGCCACGAGGCGGGUGUCUUCCCGCAGGUCCUCCACUCAGCUGCCCAGCGGUAUCGCUGUGUGGACACGCACAGAGGAAGUCACAAUAACGUCCUCUACGUCUUCUGCCACAAUCCCAUGAGUCCCGAUCGCUUGUGCAAGGAGUUCUGGGACGUGGCCAUUCACACCGACGUCAAGUUCCGGACUUUCAAGGAGCACGUGGCAGACACCAUUGCAGACUGGCUUGAGAAGGAGGAGCUGAAGAAACAGUUGUCGGCGAGCGACCGCACAAGUUCUGCAGCGCAAGCUUCAGAAAGUUUGCCAGAGGAAGAUGACGAAUCCCGGGAGCAAUUUGUCACCGGAAGCUCACUCAAGGCGGCCAAGCUGGAGGAAGACAAGCUGAAGGAAGAGGAAGGCAAGAAAGGCAAGAAGCCGGCCAAGGCGGCCACGGGCAAGAAGCAGCAGCCGGCGGAGAACGCCAAGUCCACCGAGACCAAGAAGAGCGACAAAUCGGCGGUGGGCAAGAGCAAAGCCGCGGAGAGCAGCUCCACGGCCGCUGCCGCCGACGCGGCGCCGCCCAGCACAGCGGACGACAAAGAGGAGGCCGGCGGCAGCGGAUUCGCCGGCUUCCACAUGGACGGAAUGCUGGUCCACCUGUCAGGGUCUCUCCAGUACCUCUUCCCUGCGGCCGGGGGGCACGUUACCGUGGAGACCAUCAGCUACGUGGAGGGUUCCAGCAUGCUGAAAGUGGCCGUGAGCAAAGACGGCCACCGCUUGUACACGCACGUGGACCGAGCGCUUACGAGAAAUGGCGGCAAAGAGCAUCCGGUCAGGACGGCCGCGGCCACCAGGCGCUCCUUCUCGGCCUUGCUGGACAGCGGCGUCCGGCUGGCUUACACCUUUGAGGGACCGGCAAAGGACAAAGGCAAAGCCUCGGACGGGAGCCUCAAGGAACCGGAGGAAGAGUCGACGUCCAAGGGCGAUGGUGCCGAGCCGCGUGACAGCCCGUCGUCGCGGACGUGCCCCCCCCCGAGGCCGCUGGCCGGCCUCAGCUUGUCCAUCCCCAGUGGCCUACUUGUGCAGUUCAUGCGCCAAGACGGGGAGCCGAGCGUGCUGGUGCGGCUGAGUUUUCACGCCACGGGUCGCCGCGGCCCCGCUCUGGCCAAGGAGGCGUCCCGCACCGUUACGGCCCAGGGAACCGUCAUCCGAUACAUGAGGGACGGCUCCAGCCAGGUGCUCUUUGCGGACGGCACGGUCAGCUCCAGCCUUGAUUCCGGCCCGGUGUGGGUACCCGAGGCGGAAGAAGACACGACGGAUGAGCAAAACCCCGAGAACCAGCCGGCGUCUCCUCCUCGAGGGUAUUGGGCAACGACCACGCCCUGCGGCACGCGCAUCUGCACCGUGGGUAGCACGCACGAGCAGAGUCCCGCCUGCGCUCUGUUGAGCUACGUGACCUCCGACCCGGUCACUCACGAGGUGAUGCUGAGCCGCGAAGAUCUGGUGGUGACGGUGAAGCGGCCGGACGGAUCGGUGAGCGUCGAUCACGCGGACGGAACCAGAAUCACCACCUUCUACCGGGACAGGCCUGGAAGCGCUGCUGAGGAGGGAGGGAGAGAGAAGGUGGUGGCGGUGGAGAACGAGGCCUGCGCCACCGUCUUGAUGUACCCCGAACGACACGUGGCCGAAAUCUGGUUGGCGGACGGCACCGUGGUCACCUCCGAUAACCAGGGAGCUUAUCAGGUGGUCCCGUCCAGCAUCGGACUCCUGCGCAUCCAAAGCGACGGCAAGUGCGUCUACUCCAGCGGAGCGCUCCGGGACGGCCGCCCCGCCUACAUCAUGAGUCCCACCGACAAAGUGGCCUGCGACGUCACAGACGUGGAUGGAAAUCACUUUCAGGUGUCGCAAGACGGCCAGGUGAGCGUGCGCUCUGUUGGCCCAGCCCCAAGGACGCUGCAAGAGGACGACGAAGACGAGGACAAAGAUGGGACGGGGGGGCCCCGAGACCACUCUCCCAGGCUGUUCCUGGUGCACGAGGACGGUUCCGGUUCGGAGCUCAUGAGUAGCCGAGCCGUGUCGGAGCUGCUGAAGCGGGCCCGCUCGGACCCCGCCGCGGCCGUGCUGAAGGACCCGCUGCCGGACUCGCCAGGUGAGUUUGGCAUCACCGUCCUGAAACCCGGCACGGAAAACGUGCGCUCCAAGUGGGUGCACGUCAAGCUGGACCCCAACGCCAUACAUCAGAGCCUUCGGAACCGCAGCGGGCGGGAUUGCGCCCCAUUUGAGACGACUCACAGUCCUCCGUUCGGGAGCACUGCAGGACAGGGGCCCGGCCUGAAAAAGCUCAGCGGCGGCGGCGUCCUCAGCUGCCCCAAAGUCCUGGAGAUAAGGGAAGUUCAGCAGCACAGGGCCUUCGGUCGACAGCUCCGAGACACGGUGGACACGUGGCUGAAGGAAUACAUCGAGAGUUUGAUGGAGAAGGCGAGCUGGUCGGCCGACGCGACGCUCAAGGAGCCUCGCGGCGAGGUGGAACGAGCCCACGCCGGGCUUCUGCUCAGUCAGUCCUUCGCAGAGGAGCCGGAGCACCGGGAACAAGCCAAAGGCGGCGCCGCCGGCGCACAGAGGAGUCCAGGGGACAUGGGCGUUCUGUACGGCCGGGCGGUGCACGCCGCACUCGAGCCGUCGGGCCGCGCGGAGGAUCCCGCCGUGCCGGCCGGCGCCGGCCGCACCCAGCUCCAGGUGUCAAAGUGGACGGACACGCUGGAGCAGUACAGACAGGAGCUGCUUGAAGUGAAGGCCCGUGUCGAUGCGCUGAGGAAGAGGAUCAUCGUGCCCUACUUUCAUCCCGAAAACGACUCCUUGCGCGAGGAAAGCGUUGACCUCCGUUCCCGUCCAAAUGGUUUGCCCGUACCACCCCUUGACUCUCUCGUGCUCUUCUUCUACAGACUCAUUGUCCCGACUCCCAGAGGCCAAGUUUGAGCGUGCCCACCACCGAGUCGGACGAUACGGACGACGACGCCUUCCGGAGCGACAUCCUAGCCCAAGAGGCCCACGAUGACAACAAAGCGGCACAGCCCUUGGAGCCAGUGUGGCCUUUGGACCCGGCCUUGGAGCCGGCCUUGGAGCCGGCCUUGGAGCCGGCCUUGGAGCCGGCGCGGCGACCCUUGAAGCCGGCGCGGCCCUUGGAGCCUUC